GCUGAAAUUGUGUUCAUUUAAAAGAUUUCGGCCGUGUGUAAUUCAAUUUCGCUUAAAGUUAGAGAUCUCGAAGUCUCGAAGGAGCCAGUCUCUACGAAUAACGGGGUACGUUUCCAAAGAAACUGUGGUACUGCGUCUGUGAGAGAGUAUAACAGGGUAAUUUGGUAAUAUCAACUUAAUGAUGAAGUAAAUUUGCCACCAUAAAGAGUUUAAAAGCUGACGUUUCGAGCGUUAGCCCCUCGUCAGAGUCUUUACGGAGUCAGCCUCGCAGAGAGGACAACCGACGCGCAUGCAGAUAUAUUUAACUAAGCGAAGAGAUUCGCCGAGCAAUUUCGUCAUUGCAAAAGGAGCCGCUGGUUUUACACACCCACGGAUCAGACAAAGCCAGCUAACUUUAGUGAGGCGACUGAAGCUCACCAACAGUUACAAACAUCUGGCCACCUUGUUGGUGAAUCGAGCGGAGUAAUGUGGUGUGACGGUGUUCCAUUGCAAUUCGAAGCUAAGGAUGACUUUAAACAAUUCAUUUACUCGCCAUUGUGUUCGUAUUCCUCGGAUUACCAUCGAAACAAAGAAGUGAAGAACUAUUUAUUGAACGUCGCUGUUAACGGGACUGUGUCUGUCCUUAAAGGUCUCGCCGCUGCUUCGAUAAGAUAUCAGCGCAGAGAAGAGACAACCACUGAUAGAGAAAUGAUUUCUCUAUCUUCUUCAGUUUAUGCACGGAAAGGUUUCCUCGUCUGUGAAAAAGAAAGACCAGCUUAUUAUGACAAAGGUAUAUUAUUUGAGAUAGAAGGACUGGAAAUUGGCUUGGAAGAACUUUUAAUCGUGACAACGGAAGUUGAAAGGAAGCAAACAAGAACAGAGAACAAGUUGGAGAUUAAAGCCAGAGUACUGUUCUUUACAAUUUCCAAAAAGAUGGAAAGUAUCCAAAGAAGUUCGAGCCAAACUGGUUUUGUUGUGAUCCACCAUUACUCGUCCAAGACAGGAGAAUGGACACGUACCGAGUUUGACGGCGGCCGGUAUGAGGAGGCUUUGGCCGAAGUGCACAAGAUCGAAACACACAUGUCUGCUAUCCCAUAUGAGGUGAACAGGGCACCCAACAAUCAGCUCUCACGCAUACGUGUUAUAGCCGAACCAUCCGCUCAUGAAAACGAGAACAUUAGCUUUCUUGUUGAACUGCAGAAUGAAAUAAAAUUCUUUCAGUUAGAAAUAGCAGAAUCCGAAGCUCUCCAAACGAGUGAAAAAACUGAAAAGCUGAAGAACGCACUGGCAGAGUUGCAAAGCUUGAAAGUCAAGGGUUGCUCUUGGGAGACAGUUGAUAACAUUAAAAGGAAGAUUAAGUAACUUUCUUAGAGAAGUAACGCAAAAACCAUCACAUAGUUUUUUUUAAGGAUCAACUUAUAUGAUGAGGUGAAAGAAAAAUCGUAGACCAAACCACUAGCAUUUCAGAGUCAACUGAUACGUGAAUACCUCGAAUCGGACACUGUGAAUUAGGCUUUCCCCAAAAGAGCGUUAAUUACCUCAUGCCCUCUUGAUUGCACUAAUGAUUCCUUUCUAGAUUUCUUGAUUGGGGUGAAGCAAUUUUAAGCGAGGAUAUCUUGCUAGUAAGCAGGUUACUUAUAACAAAAAACUCAGUUUUACACUCGGUAUAUAGAGUUGUUUGCUUGCUGAUGUUUAUUUUUCAUUGAAUAUUACGUAUAAAUGUACAAAACUAGAUACAAUGCGUCACUGAAGGAAAUUUCUCAGUAAAUCUUCCUGGUUGUGUUUAAGACGAAAGGUUUGUUGUAAUUCAGAAGCAAUGUUAAUCAUCACAAUUUUCUGGAGACGAAGAAUGACUGACUUCUUGUUGCAAACGUUCACCAAUUAACGAGAGUCUCCUGCCUGACUUAAGCGUAGCUGCAUCAGCGUGUGGUUUGGGUCUGUUAUAAAAAAAAUACACAAAAGCAAGAGGUUAUAAAUUGUUAUAAUUUCUUGACAUGGGUGACGUUUGAACUUCAAGAGAACCAAAUUGAAAUGGCUUUUGAGUUUCAAAAAUAAUAAAGACUCA
Molecule: messenger RNA, 2044 nt
Organism: Pocillopora verrucosa
Lineage: Eukaryota; Metazoa; Cnidaria; Anthozoa; Scleractinia; Pocilloporidae
Source: RefSeq, a predicted model, not a curated record